Messenger RNA from Metarhizium robertsii ARSEF 23, 345 nucleotides. RefSeq lists its product as uncharacterized. Bases 1 to 345 code for a protein of 114 amino acids. Lineage: Eukaryota; Fungi; Ascomycota; Sordariomycetes; Hypocreales; Clavicipitaceae. The record is from RefSeq and is a predicted model, not a curated record. The transcript has a single exon.
AUGCCUUCAAUACAAAUCUACCUCGCCGACCUGGCGUCUACGAACCAACUUAUAAGGCAAUCAGGGGAGUAUAACUUGCGCUUGUGCAUGACUCUCCUCGAUAUUCUUCGAACAACAUAUAUAUAUGCCGAGGAGAUGUAUUGUUUAUUCAGGAAAGCAGUUUACAAGCCCAACAACAAGUUGCUGCAUAGGCCGCUUUCUGAGCCCAUGUCCGGUCUGUGGACGGGAUCGGAGCAAGAGAGCAUUACCGCUAGUCAACCCGGUUUCCUUGCCGGCGAGGAGAAUGGCGAAACAAUACCGGCUCAACUAUUCUAUUUGGAUGUUCUGGGGAUGGUAAACGUGUGA